Messenger RNA from Rhizophagus irregularis DAOM 181602=DAOM 197198, 1467 nucleotides. The record is from RefSeq and is a predicted model, not a curated record. Lineage: Eukaryota; Fungi; Glomeromycota; Glomeromycetes; Glomerales; Glomeraceae.
AUGUCCAACAACUCUGAACUUAAAGUCAUUAAUAAUUCAAAUGAGUGGAUUGAAGAGUCUAUUGUUAAGAAACGAAUUAAAUAUUAUGAUCAUAAACACUUUAAUAAUAUUCAAGAAAUCGGUUUCGGAAAUUUCGAAAGAGUUUACCGUGCAAAUUGGAAAAAUUCUCAUGGUUUUUUAGCAUUAAAAUCUUUUAUAAAUUUCGAUAUCACUGAUAAAGGAAUUGUUAAUAAACUUAAACUUCAGCGUGAAGUGGAUUUCCAUGAAAAUAUUAUUCGCUUUUAUAGCAUUACAACGGAAAUCCAGUGUGACAAUUCAAAAAAAUAUUUGCUGAUGAUGGAAUAUGCCGAUAGUGGUACCCUUCGAAAUUAUUUAAGCGAACGCUUCGAAAAUCUCACUUGGAACGAUAAAUUAAAUCUAGCGUUUCAACUAGUUGACGCUAUAUCUUAUUUACAUGAUAAAGAAAUCAUGUAUCAUGACUUGCGAUCAGAUAGUAUUUCAGUUCAUAGAAAUAUAAUUAAAUUAGCUGAUUUUGGGUUGUCAAAUAGAAAUGAAAUGGUCGCCUAUGUUGAUCCACAAAUUUUUAUUAUAAAUAGUGAUAAAAAGUGCGAUAUUUACAAUACUGGCAUACUCUUAUGGGAAAUUUCUAGUGGCAAAUCACCCUUUUAUUGCUGGUCAGAUGAUCGUCCAACUAUCAACCAGGUUGUAGAAAAAUUAAAUGCUUUUAUUCUAAAAGAAAGCAUCCAAUUAUCAAGUAAACAGCAACUUCAUGAAAACAUUACUAAUAGUUCAUUAUAUGGGAAUAUGUCUCAAAGUUUUCAAAAUUUUAGUAAAGUAAUUAUAAAAGAAAUCGAACCUUCAAUUUUAUCAAAUCUAAUUAUAAAUGAUUUUGAAAUAAUGAUUGCUGAAAUGAUUUUCCUUCUUGAAAAUAUAAAAGCAACAAACAAAAAGCAUAAAGUUAUUAAUUAUCUUAAUAAUCAUAAUUUAACUUCGCAAGAAAUUUAUAAUUGGUUAUUAAAUAAUCAAGAUAAUUCAGAUUCUGUGUUUUUACUUGGAUUAUUUAAUCAUUUUGGAAUUGAAAUUAAUAUUGAUGAACAAAAGGCAUUUGAAUUUUAUCAAAAAGCAGCAAAUGCAGGUCAUGCAUCUGGAAUAACUAGUUUAGGAUAUUGCUAUCAUUGUGGAAUUGGAACCAGUAUUGAUAAUCAAAAGGCCUUUGAACUAUACCAAGAGGCUGCGAAUUUAGGAAAUACACGUGGAAUAUAUAAUUUGGGAGUUUGUUAUAAUAAUGGAGUUGGAACUAGUAUUGAUUAUCAAAAGGCAUUUGAACUAUAUCAAGAAUCUGCAAAUUUAGGAAAUGUACUCGGAUUAACUGGUUUAGAAUAUUGCUAUAGUUUUGGGAUUGGAACCAGUGUUGAUAAACAAAAGGCAUAUGAGUUAUAUCAAAAAUCAGCAAUUUAUGAUAACUAG